Messenger RNA from Manis javanica (Malayan pangolin), 3600 nucleotides. Lineage: Eukaryota; Metazoa; Chordata; Mammalia; Pholidota; Manidae. The record is from RefSeq and is a predicted model, not a curated record.
UACACUGUGGAGGAAUUAGAAGCAUGCAUGUGGAUACACGAUCAACAUUUAACAAAAGGCCCAGCAUUCCCCAUCAUCCGCCUCGCUGGCGGGAGCAGCGUGCAUGAAGGCCGAGUGGAGCUCUACCAUGCUGGUCAGUGGGGGACCAUCUGUGACGACCAGUGGGAUGAUGCGGAUGCAGAAGUGAUCUGCAGGCAGCUGGGCCUGAGUGGCAUUGCCAAAGCAUGGAAUCAGGCAUAUUUUGGGGAAGGAUCUGGUCCAGUGAUGUUGGAUGAAGUACGUUGCACUGGGAAUGAGCUUUCUAUUGAGCAAUGUUCAAAGAGUUCCUGGGGAGAGCAUAACUGUGACCACAAGGAAGAUGCUGCAGUGUCCUAUACCCCUCUAACAGAUGGGGUCAUCAGACUUGCAGGUGGUGAUGGCCGCCACGAGGGUCGCCUGGAGGUGUAUUAUGGCGGGCAGUGGGGAACUGUCUGUGAUGAUGGUUGGACUGUGCUGAAUACAUACGUGGUUUGCCAGCAGCUGGGGUUUAAGUAUGGCAGACAAGCCUCUGCAAGCCACUUUGAGGAAAGCGUGGGGCCCAUAUGGUUGGAUGAUGUCUGCUGCUCAGGCAAGGAAACCAGUGUCCUUCAGUGUUCCCGGAGACAGUGGGGGAGGCAUGACUGCAGCCAUCGGGAAGACGUUGGUAUCGCCUGCUACCCUAGUGGCGAUGGGCAGAGACUCUCUUUGGGUUUUCCUAUCAGACUGAUGGAUGGAGAAAAUAAGAAAGAAGGACGAGUGGAGGUUUUUAUCAACGGCCAGUGGGGAACAAUUUGUGAUGGUGGGUGGAGUGAUAAAGAUGCAGCUGUGAUCUGUCGCCAGCUUGGCUACAAGGGUCCUGCCAGAGCAAGAACCAUGGCUUAUUUUGGGGAAGGAAAAGGACCCAUCCAUGUGGAUAAUGUGAAGUGCGCAGGAAAUGAGAGGUCCCUGGCUGACUGUAUCAAAAAGGAUAUUGGAAGACACAACUGCCGCCACAGUGAAGAUGCAGGAGUUAUUUGUGAUUAUUUUGGUAAAAAAGCAUCAGGUAACAGUAAUAAAGAGUCCCUCUCAUCCGUUUGUGGUUUGAGAUUACUGCACCGUCGGCAGAAGCGGAUCAUUGGUGGGAAAAAUUCUUUGAGGGGUGGCUGGCCUUGGCAAGUGUCCCUUCGACUGAAGUCACGCCAUGGAGAUGGCAGGCUCCUCUGUGGGGCCACACUCCUGAGCAGCUGCUGGGUCCUUACAGCAGCACACUGCUUCAAGAGGUAUGGGAACAGCACUAGGAGCUAUGCCAUUCGAGUUGGGGAUUAUCAUACUCUGGUGCCAGAGGAAUUUGAAGAACUUGGAGUUGAACAGAUCGUUAUUCACCAGGAUUAUCGACCUGAUGUCAGUGACUAUGAUAUCGCCCUGGUUAGGCUACAGGGACCAGAAGAGCAAUGUGCCAGGUUCAGCAGUCAUGUUUUGCCAGCCUGUUUGCCAUUCCGGAGAGAAAAGCCUCAGAGAACAGCCUCCAACUGUUACAUAAUGGGAUGGGGAGACACAGGACGAGCCUAUUCAAGAACCCUACAACAAGCAGCCAUACCUUUACUUCCCAAGAGGUUCUGUGAAGAACGUUAUAAAGGGUCGGUUUACAGGAAGGAUGCUCUGUGCUGGAAAUCUCCAUGAACACAAACAUGUGGACAGCUGCUAAGGAGACAGCAGAGGACCCCUCGUGUGUUCGGCCAGGAGAGAGCUGGGUUGUAUAUGGGGUGACCUCCUGGGGGUAUGGCUGUGGAGUCAAGAACUCACCUGGUGUUUAUACUAAAGUCUCUGCUUUCGUACCUUGGAUAAAAAGUGUCACCAAAUUGUAAUUCAUGGACACCUCAAGGGAAACUAUGUAAAGAUUCUGGUGGAAAAUUUUCAACCUCCACACUAGCACUUAAGCAGAGAUGCCAACUAAUGGGGACUGAGAUCCAUGUUUUGUGUUGUGAUAAAAAUUGUGUACCCCUUUACUGCUUGAGAAAUUUGUGAUGUGAACAAUUUUGGUCAGAUACUUGGUGUAGUACUUUUUAUCCUUAAUUAGCAUUGCUGCCUUUCCAGAUUGGUGUCCUGAGACUUAAAUUCCUUAUUCCCAUUUGAGCCUUAACUUAGCUCUGCCUAUUUGUCAGCAUUCUCCAGUGAUUUUUUAUAUUGCUUGUGCAAUAAGGCUGUUUUUACACUUGGAUUGAGAAUGCUAUAACUGAAUCAGUAUAGUAUAUGAAUUCAUAUUAAAUGCCCCCUUGACAUAAAAUACUCAUUACUACACUCAAAAUAAGAGCGGCAUUGUUUAAUUUCUAAGAUUUUUUUCAGAAGGCUGACAAGAUAUCUUCAGUCUCUAUAGCCUUUGUUACAUGAGGAACUCAGGGCCAAAAAAAAAAAAGGAAUUCCAUUAUAAACCUAGGCUGGUUUAAUAGUCACAGUACGUUCCUAAAUGAAGCUGUUGUACACAAGCACAAUGGCAACAAUGACAAAAAACACCUUUUAGCGUACCUUGUAUGUCACUAGAAAGUUUGGAGUAAUUCCCAAUAUAAGAAUGCCUUCAAGUUGCUGAAUGUACAACCUCAUUUUCUACCCUACUUGUUAAUAUUAUCUACUUUUGAUUAUUUAAUAACCACUUCAGAUAUUUAAGUUGGUAGACUCUUCUUAGCAUCGUGCUCCUUUUCUGGGCCAGAAUGUUAAGAGUGCCAUCUACUGCAACUCUCUGGUAACUGACAUGAACCUGUUGAUUUCCUGACUCACCCAUACAGUCGUAUCUUACAAAAAUGCACUAUUAAAAAUUCUUCCCCUGACUAUACAGUGGGAAAGAAAAUGCUCUAAAAUAACCUUUCAACCAAUUUGAUUCAUACACCAGUUUGUAUAUCCAAGUGAUAGAUGAAUCAAGAGGUAAAGAGGUCAGUGUGAACUUAACGGUAGCAAUCCUUUUAAAUAGCUAAGUCAUCACGGAGGGACUUUACCCCUUUCCCUUCUACAGCAAAUUCUUUUGUAAAUCCUCAGCUUUCUUAAAAACUGGUGCUAACCUAAAGGUGUUUUGUAGUUUACUACCUUGCAUAACUGCAAUGCUGUGUCAGGCAGAAAGCAUUAAAACUUUUCUAAAAACUCAUGAUUUUGAUAAAGGAGGAACUUUUCAAACUUUUACAUCUAUAGGAUACAGCUGCAGACAGUGCACAUUUGUUCAAAGGUUUGGGGAAAAAGUGCAGUAAAGCCAAGAAAACCUACCUUUACUGAAACUUUCUCACAGGCCACCAUUACAAUUAGUGUGAAUGAAAGCAACACUGAUAUUUAAAUUUUAACUAGACCUGAGAAUGGGAAACUUAAAGGACAGUAACAGGUGGCCUCAAACAUCUGAGGAUAGGGUUCAUAAAAUAUGCCUUUAUUAUAGCUAACUUUUUCUUGUUAACGUGUGAUUUUUGAAAGAUAAGUGUUCAGUGCACAUUUGUGUAAAUAAAGUGCACAGCUGUUCACUUAUAUAGCCGCCUUGAUCUUUGACUGUUCUUUCCCCCUCAGGGGUAACCUGGUUUUUAUGUUAUCAGUUUUCCCCCAAAAUGCUGUACCGUCUUACAGUACUCAUUC